Molecule: messenger RNA, 2772 nt
Organism: Echinococcus granulosus
Lineage: Eukaryota; Metazoa; Platyhelminthes; Cestoda; Cyclophyllidea; Taeniidae
Product: MORC family CW-type zinc finger protein
Exons: 20
Coding region: 1-2772 (923 amino acids)
Cellular component (GO): nucleus
Molecular function (GO): zinc ion binding
Source: RefSeq, a predicted model, not a curated record
AUGGAAACAUAUGCACGUCUCAGUCGUGCUCAGCUGAGUUUCGACUACUUGCACACAAACUCCACAACGCAUGAGUUUCUUUUCGGAGCUAUCGCUGAGCUUAUUGAUAACGCAAGAGAUGCGGGUGCAACAGAAAUAGAUAUUUUUACCGUCAAGAAUCAGACUUUGCGGGGUGGAUUUCUGUUGUAUUUCCUUGACAAUGGUUGUGGAAUGUCUGCUGAUGAAGCAAAAAAUGUAAUUGUUUUCGGGAAAUCAUUUAAAAGGUCCGACGAUCGGUCGUCCAUUGGAAUGUAUGGUAAUGGGCUUAAAUCUGGCUCUAUGCGUAUUGGGAACGAUAUGAUACUAUUUACAAAAAGAGAUGGGGUUUUUAGUUGCGUCUUCUUGUCCCGGACAUUCCACGAGGCUGAAAAGUUGGAUGAAGUUAUUGUGCCUUUGCCCACCUUUCGAGUAAACGACAGGUCGCCUUACAUUUCUUCUUCUGACGAACAAAAGAAGCACGAAGUCGAAAUGCAGAUAAUCUAUAAAUUCUCACCCUUUCAAUGUGCGAGGGAUUUCUUUUACCAAUUCGAUAGAAUUAAGGGCGAUAGUGGAACAUUGGUUAUUGUAUAUAACAUGAAGUUAUUGGACAAUGGCUCUACGGAACUAGAUAUCACCACGGAUUCUCGUGAUAUUCUUUUGGCUGCUAGUUCUGACAGGGAGGAUCCGAUGGAGCCCCAUGCAGAAAUCGAACUCCCUCCUGAGAAACGCAGUCUCCGUGCUUAUGUGUCUAUACUCUAUGCAGAUCCCAGAAUGAAGGUCUAUAUCCAAUCUCGAAAAGUUCAAACAAAACGGCUUCUAGACACACUGUAUGCGGUUAAACGUUACAACUUUGCCAGCAAAACUUUCCGCACACGAGCUGAGCGUGAACUAGCAAAAGCCAAGGAGGAUGUCAAAGUUGCCGAAUUGCUUGCCAUCGAGGCUGAGAGUAAGGCACGUGAUUGUGAACUUCGGUAUGAGAACUCCAAGGACCAUGAGCAUCUUAAGCUGAUUCGACGAUUGAACAAUGUUGCCGCGGAAAAACGAAAUCUUGUUACCAUUAAACAAAAUGUUGUAGCUCGGAAGCAGAAGGCGCUUAAGGAUCCCAAAACCCUUACCUUUUAUUUUGGGAUGAAUGUGGUUAACCGGGCUUGUGAUGGGAUGUUUGUGUACAACUGUUCACGACUGAUCAAGAUGUACCAAAGGAUUGGUCCCCAACAGGACUCUAGCAUGACGUGCCGGGGUGUUGUAGGCAUCGUCGAUGUACCCUAUAUGGUUCUAGAGCCAACUCACAACAAGCAAGACUUUGCGGAUGCGAAGGAGUUUCGCCAAUUGAUGCGAGCCAUGGCCGAUCACCUGAUGCAGUACUGGGACGACUUGGCAAUCGAGAAAAAUGGAAGUGAGGAUACAAACAGAUUUUGGAAGAGUUUUGGUUAUCUCUCUGCGCGUUGGAGAGAUCCACCCAGCGAUGAUGAGAAGUAUGCUCGCAAACGUUACUCUUGUGUCUCUCUCUGUGUUCAAUGCGACAAAUGUCUCAAAUGGAGGGUUCUCCCCUACUCACAGAGCCAAGUGGGACGUGAUGUUCCCGAUAAUUGGCAGUGCCGGGACAACCCCGACCAGAAACAUCGAAGCUGUGACACGCCUGAGGAGGAUAUGAGUCCAUUACUGGGUGUUCUCAAACGGAAAAUUAAGACAAAGGAACAGCGACAGGCUGAAUUAGAAGCUCAAAUUCGGAAAAAGCAGGAGGAACUGGAGCUAAUUCUCGAUCCAGACGAAGAACCAUCUGUUCGUGGUCGCGGCAAACGUCCGUCUCGGUCGUUCCCGAACUCAACCCUACCGGCCAAAAAGCGGACUACACGUUGCGCAUCACCACCUGCGCGCACCAUCACAGUUGCCGACAAGAAGCGGAUGACCACUUUGCCGGAGGUCCAGUCAACACCGAGGUCGGCCACCCGAAAGGCAUGCAUCUCUGUUCCCAAACCGAAACCUACCUUUUGCAGCACAAAUGUACCCCGUCAGGUCUCGUCUCGUCGUUCACUACGCCGGCAAAGCGCAGAGUCAGAUGAGGGAGGAGAGGGGGAGGAGGACGUCGCUUUGGAAGAGGAAGAUGAGGUUUCUUACGAAAAAAUGGGUGUAAAGACGGUGGUGGGGUCAAAUGCCGGCAUUAAGACGGAUAGCGAGAGCUCUUCGACUACAGAGACAAAUGAGAAUGCUGCCCGAGAAAGUUUGAAUUCUCGUAACGCAUUCGAAAAUACGCCGAAGGAGAAUGCUGAAGAGACAUCCGAGAGCGUUACCAAAUCAUCAUCUCUCUUUUCAAAUGGUUCUCCCAAAGAAUCAUCCUCUGAAGCUGCAAAGAAGCACCACGAAGACGCGGUAAGAGAUACGGGUCCUACGCUGUCUCCUAAGGAUGGACACGAUACCGCAGCAACCACUAAAAUUGCCGAAAAACUAAAAAUCUGUUUACGUUAUUUCCUUCCGCCAAAAUGGCCAAUGGAAAAAGAGCGCAUUCACACAUUGACGGUAGUGGACUUAGCUGAAUUUCCACUUGAAUCGUUCUUCGACCGGUACGAGCAGGGUUUACGCGCCCUCCUUGGCAAUUUCCAACAGGAGACCCAACUCAUCGGUGAAACUUUACAAAACCUUCGAGUAGAUGUCGCUAGGCUCUUGGACAAAAUUGCUCCAGAUCUGAACGCAUCCUCACGGGCCAAGGAAACAAUUGAUCAGGUUCUAAGGGACUACCUUGACCAAAAUCCCUAG